GCGGCAGAGGACGCUGAGUCACCUGACCCGGACUCUGGAGGUGCCAUGGCGGCGCCCGUGCUGCGCUGGGGCUGUCCUGGCACACGUUGGGCUUUAGCGGGGGUUGGCGGCGGUUUUCGCCRCCGAAGAGGGGCUUCGAUUGGGUCCACGCCCAAUCCGACAAGGGAACAGAGUACAGUGGCUCAGAAGCCCCUCCACACSGCCCAGAAGCUGAGGAAAGGUGAACACAAAUGGGCAGCUGUUGUAGGACUGGAAAUUCAUGCCCAGAUUUCCUCCAACUCUAAGCUCUUCUCUGGAUCUCAAGUGUGUUUUGCAGCACCUCCAAAUUCUUUGGUUUCUUUUUUUGAUGCAUCUCUGCCUGGAACUUUGCCGGUUCUCAACAGGAGGUGUGUGGAAGCUGCAGUGAUGACAGGCCUGGCUCUGAACUGCCACAUAAACAAGAAGUCCUCCUUUGACAGGAAGCACUACUUCUAUGCAGACCUCCCAGCGGGCUACCAAAUUACCCAGCAGAGGCUCCCGAUCGCUGUGAGUGGCAGCCUGGCCUACAGCGUCUGUGUAGGGAAGAAGCGGAGUCAGUUGGUCUCCAAGAGGGUGCGGAUCAAGCAGAUCCAGCUGGAGCAGGACAGCGGCAAGAGCCUUCACGAUGACCUGAGGGCCCAGACGCUCAUUGAUCUGAACAGGGCAGGAGUCGGCCUUCUGGAAGUGGUCCUGGAGCCCGACCUGUCCUGUGGAGAAGAGGCCGCAGCAGUCGUCAGGGAGCUGCAGCUGAUACUUCAAGCCCUGGGGACCAGCCAGGCAAACAUGGCAGAGGGCCAGUUGAGAGUGGAUGCCAAUGUAUCUGUGCAUCACCCUGGGGAACCCCUGGGCAUCCGAACCGAAGUGAAGAAUCUCAACAGCAUCAGGUUCUUGGCCAAAGCCAUAGACUAUGAAAUUCAGAGGCAAAUCAAUGAACUUGAGACUGGAGGUAAAAUUCUGAAUGAAACUCGUUCAUUUGACUGCAAGCUGGGGUGCACUGUGCCAAUGAGAGACAAAGAAGGAAAACAAGACUACAGGUUUAUGCCAGAGCCCAACCUGCCUCCCCUGGUACUCUACGAUAGCACGACUCUGCCUGCAGGUGCAGACUCUCAGCAAGUGAUCAACAUUGACCAGAUUCGGGACAUGCUCCCCGAGCUCCCCAGUGUGACCCGAGAGCAGCUCGUCCAGCAGUAUGGGCUGCUGCCUGAGCACAGCUUCACGUUACUGAGUGAAGUUGGCCUACUGGAGUUCUUCCAAAAUGUGAUAAAAGAAACUAGGGCAGAGCCAAAAAAGGUGGCUAGCUGGGUCCUCAACACUUUCCUGGGCUAUUUAAAGCAACAGAACCUGACCGUCAGUGAGAGUCCCGUCACACCCUCUGCGCUUGCUGAGCUUCUCGACCUUCUGGAGAGGAAAGCCAUUUCUUCAUCCGUCGCUAAACAGGUGUUCCAGGAGCUGUGGAGGGGCCAGGGGAAGACGGCUGCGCAGAUCGUGUCCGAGCAGAAGCUUGAACUGCUGCARGAUCCAGCGGCCCUGGAACAGCUGUGCCUCACCACCAUGGAGGAGCAUCCUCAAGUGGUGAUGGACGUGAAGAAGGGAAACCCCAGGGCGAUCAAUAAACUGAUYGGCUUGGUCCGGAAAGCCACCCUAAGCCGAGCAGACCCAGCCCUGAUAAAGGACAUCCUGGAGAAGAGGCUGUGGUCGUGAGGUGUGUUGGAGUCCCUCUGCCGGAGGAGGACAGCGUGGCCGGACAGCCUGUGAAAGCUGCGGUCCACGUGUGGUAGGAGCUGGGAUCUCAGUCCCUGGCUGGGCCACGCCUUGGAGAUGGCAGGCUUGGAGUCAUACGCCUGGUGCCUCCGGCAGAGCAGUAGCCAUGGCCACACCCACUGCCCACAGGCCCCAACAGCGCGAGGGGCUCGCAUGGCAAUAACACGCUCUGCUGGGCAGGGAGUGGAGCAGAAUAAAAGGCGUGCUGCUGCGCCAGGCCCUCCUCCCCGAACCUCACCUCGCUGUCCCUCAACAGCUGUCCUGGAGCCCAGCAUUGCAGAAGCUGGGGAUUAACAGUGUCCAAGAGAGACUGCAAUUUGGAUGCGGUGUAUGUAGACCUAAAAACAGGUUAAUGAAGACAAAAACAACAAACAAAUCAGUGCCGUGAAAUACAUUUGAUUAGGGAAGUCGCGAGACAGGAGGAAGGACAUAGCAAUUCCAUGUUCACUGAGCAAAGUAACAUUGCACAUUCACCUCCCUGGGGAUCCCCACGGCAAAGGUCUGAGAAUCAAAUAA
Urocitellus parryii (Arctic ground squirrel) is the source of this 2295-nucleotide messenger RNA. It is a transcript of the gene Gatb, whose product is annotated as glutamyl-tRNA amidotransferase subunit B. Gene Ontology annotation, biological process: mitochondrial translation; glutaminyl-tRNAGln biosynthesis via transamidation. Lineage: Eukaryota; Metazoa; Chordata; Mammalia; Rodentia; Sciuridae. The record is from RefSeq and is a predicted model, not a curated record. Gene Ontology annotation, cellular component: glutamyl-tRNA(Gln) amidotransferase complex; mitochondrion. Gene Ontology annotation, molecular function: glutaminyl-tRNA synthase (glutamine-hydrolyzing) activity.